AAAGAAACAGAACGCUUACUGAGUCUGGCCCAGAUGACGUUAUUGCUUGAAAAGCUAGAGCUUUGCCCCAAUUCCAUGUUUUUCCUCUUCUGUAACAAUGACAGUUGCGGGGGUUCGGAAUGUGGAAUCUAAAAGUCUGUGUCCACUUUCAUUUUGGCUCAAAUACCAAGAAGAAGGGAAUAAAUGAAGGAAGUUACUAGAAUCCCAGCCUAAGCUUCGAUAGAGAAGAAACUUUUGAAGGGGAAUCUUUGAAUGGGCUACGGCAAUCGAGACACCACACCUGCAAUCGAGAAGCUACGGCGGCGAUGGAGUAGGGAUGCCGGCGGUAGAGAAAUGCGGGCGGCUAAUCUGUCUCCGAUUUCUGAGAAUCAAGGCCGCAAGCGAGAAGUGACGUCGACUGUAGAGAAGAGACAACGGCAAUGGAGGAGUGAUGGGCUAUCAACACAAUUGGGGGUUGCUUCCAUGGAGCGACCACCAUGGAGCAGUCGGUUGAAGACUCUGUCUAAGAAGCUUUUGGAAAUAGAGAGGGAGUUACAUCUUCUGGAGCCACGGUCACAUGAGGAAGGCAAGAGUUCAUCAAGUGGUGUUUCUAAUUUUCAUUUAUCAGGCGGCCUAGGCGAGUCAUCUUCAAGAGAUGUGCAGGCGUUCUAUGAAGACGAAUACCUGGAGCGAUCACCAAGGACGAGUCGCUCGAAGACUCUUUCAAACUUGAAGAAGAGGGUUUCUAAAUUAGAGAAGGAUAUGUCUGUAAUGAAGAGGCGAAAGCUCUCGAAGAGGUUUUGGUCAGACGUCCGUAAAGUAUCGUUGCAGAUUUUUGAAUUGGAAUCCGAGAGCCAGGAGUUGUCUCAUAAGGAUGGCUGGGGUGUUUCUAAUUUGCCGUCAUCAGAGGGGGAUAUGCCUGAGUUUGAUGAAAUCCCAUCUGCCCCAACCCAGGCUGCUGGUGAUGUGGAGGUAUGUGAUGAGAAGGAGAAUAGUGAAUCCCCCAGGGCGAUGCUGGCAUCUGAGGUUUCUGAUGAUGAAACCCGAUCCUCCCCGACCCAGGUUGCUUGUGAUAUGGAGAUAGGUGAUGAGGAGAAGGAGAAGAGUGAAUCCCCAUCUGACCUGGAGAGCUUGAGCAGUUGUGGCUCUGAGUUCGAGUAUACUCUAACUGAGGAGGAGGAGGAGACUCCUGUUAGGGAGAAUGAAUUUGAAGGCUAUGCACGUGCAAAAAAGGUACAUCACUGUUUGGAGCAUAUAUACGCAGGUAUGAAGAGAUUUGCUGAUCACAGUACCAAAGGUCGUGCCUUAUUCCACGCUCUGAUUUCUACAGCCGCCAUAGUUGGCCUACUGUUUGAUAAGGAGGAUUACUACUGUUUUGGUAUGUCUGCUGAGAUGACUGAGCAAUUGAAUGACUUGUGGAAUGAAAUACUUGAUAAGACAAAAGAGGUUUUUGGUAAGACAAAAGGGGGUUCUUCAUUUCUUCCAUUCUUCAAUUUGAUUGCUGAUGGAAAAAUUGACUUUGAAAAGUAUCCUUUAGUGGGGGAGUAUGAUGUUGCUUAUAUGCUUGGGGUGCGGUUCUCUUACGACUCAAUAUCAAUAUAUUUGCUUGUAAUUAAUUUAUGAUAUUGAGCUCCGUCCUAAUCCCCCCAUGCAAAGAUUUUGGAUCGAGGCCUCAUGCACAAUGCCAUUUCAUAACCAAUACCCGGUCAACAAUUGUAUGAUGAAGGAGAAGGUGAAGGUUUACUCUGAUAUAGCAGAUACAAUCGGCCGUGCCAUGGAAAAUAAGUCGAUACCGGUGGUUGAUUUUAGAAAAUUACUUCGCAACGUUCUGGAUGGUAGCACUAUUACCACACAGGAAAUGUGCCUUAUCGAUAUUUCAGUCAAAAUUGUCACCGACACGCUCCAUGAAAUCGAAGCAAAGGAGCUGUCUGAAUUCUUUUGUAACUAUGCAAUUGAGUCUUCCAAAGAGGAUCUUCUUUCUCUUGUAAAGAGACUUGUUUGGGAUGAGGUUAUCAGCAAAAGACGCUUGUUUAUGGCCGGUAUACACUGGGUCAUUCAACCAUUUAUGCAUUUGCUUAUUGCAUUUGAUUGCUAUUCGUCGGAAGAAGUGGAAUGUCUGAUCAAACUAGCUGAAUGUUGCCGUAAAGCCGAAAGUGCCCGUUUUAUCAGAAGAGAGCACUUUGUUUGGGCAUUUCAGGAAAUUUUUUUUGUUCUUCCUUCGUGGAUGAAGCUCGAGGAAGGAUCAAGCAAAGCUGAUGGAGCCAAUCCUCCUUAUCACAUAUAUGCAACUUCUAUCAUGUUGGCAAAGUAUCUAGGGGAUAAGUGUGUUGAAGUAGAACAUUUGGCUUAUGCAUCCAUUUUCGGGAAGCAUAUGGAAUUCGAAUCGGAACAGUUGAAGUUAUUGGCCAAACAUUAUAAGGAAAUUUGCAGCAAGGGCUUUGAAAGAGCAGAUAAUGCAUGUCCUUUGUAAUCAAUUCCCUCUUUCUCUUGCAAGUUGCAAAUGUACGAAGUGUCUACGAAGAUUCAACCUGUCAACCAUUUCUGAAAGUUUAGCUUCAUCUAUUUAGGUUAGUUUGAAGAUAUUUAUCAUGAUUAAAAGUUAAUACUCAAAGGCGUGUUGUGUUGUAUAUUUUACGGAGUUGUCAAGUUAAACAUAAACUAGCUUGAAGACUUUUAUCAUAAGUUGAUAAUGUGGGAAUGGUAACGGAACUUGGAUGUAUUUCGAAUGAAAGGGUACAAAGUGGAUGACCAUCCGAAUGGGUAUUCACUUCCAAAAAUGUGUUUUUUGUUAGUUAAUUUUUUUUGUUUCAAUUUCGAUCGCCAUGCUCCUUCGCAGCUCAAUUCAGAUAAGCUUUACAUACUCCGUACUUGUUUUGUUCUGCUAUGGUGGCGGCUAUACUCUUCAAUUUCUAUAGCCAUCUCCUUAA
Molecule: messenger RNA, 2906 nt
Organism: Cuscuta campestris
Lineage: Eukaryota; Viridiplantae; Streptophyta; Magnoliopsida; Solanales; Convolvulaceae
Source: the annotation of a GenBank genome assembly